This is a messenger RNA of Nelumbo nucifera (sacred lotus), 1673 nucleotides long. The record is from RefSeq and is a predicted model, not a curated record. NCBI's taxonomy places the organism in Eukaryota, Viridiplantae, Streptophyta, Magnoliopsida, Proteales, Nelumbonaceae.
CUCAGCAAUAAUAAGUUAUUUCCAAAAGCAAAAUAAGCGUUAAUUCCACUAACCGCUUAUUUUUAAGGAAUAAAAGCAAAGAGAAGAGUUGCCAACUUGUCACUGCAAGCAGCGCUGAAACGAGCCAGAAGAAGAAGAAAGGAUGACUUCUCUUCAUAUUGUUCUCUUCCCUUUCAUGUCUAAAGGCCACACAAUCCCAAUUCUCCACCUCGUCCACCUCCUUCUCCGCCGCCGCCGCAUCUCUCUUACCAUCUUCUCCACUCCGGCAAAUUCUCCCUUCAUCCGCCAAUUUCUUGCCGACACAGACUCCUCCGUCGUUCGCGUCAUCGAUCUCGACUUCCCUCAAAAUGUCCCCGAACUUCCACCAGGGGUCGAGAGCACUGAUCUACUUCCUUCCAUGUCUCUCUUUCUCCCUUUCUCAAAUGCUACCAAACUCAUGCAGCCCCACUUCGAACAAGCCCUUCAGAGUCUUCCAACUGUUAACUGCAUAAUCUCCGACGGCUUCCUCAGUUGGACUCUGCAGUCAGCGUCCAAAUUUGGUAUCCCCAGGCUCGUAUUCUACGGCAUGAGCAAUUAUGCCCUGAUCCUCAACCGCCUUGUGCGUCGGGAUCGUCUGCUUGUAAACAUUGAAUCAGAUGAUGAGCCCUUCAGCGUGCCUAGCUUCCCUUGGGUCAAACUCACCAGAAAUGGUUUUGAUUAUCCUCUCAGAGACCUUGACCAGAGGAAUCCCCUGCUUCAGUCAAUUGUAGAGCAUGCCAUGGCCACGUCCAACAGCCAGGGUCUCCUCGUCAACAGCUUCGACGAGCUGGAGUCAAUUUACCUAGACAGCUGGAACCGUGAGUUCCUGCCCAAGGCCUGGUGUGUGGGACCUCUAUGCUUGGCUGAAUCGCCGACCCCGACAGGAGUCCAGCCUCUCCAGAAACCUGCGUGGGUGCAAUGGCUCGAUAAGAAGUCAGCCGAGGGUCGGUCUGUCUUGUAUGUUGCUUUUGGGUCCCAAGCAGAGAUCUCGUCGGAGCAACUUCGAGAGAUCGCAAUUGGGUUGGAGCGGUCUAAAGUAGAUUUCUUGUGGGCCGUCAGACCGUAGGGAGCGGAAUUACAAGUCGAUGGAUUCGAGGAGAGGGUGAAAGACAGAGGACUAGUUGUAAGGGAGUGGGUGAAGCAAGGGGAGAUACUGGAGCACCAGAGCGUAAAUGGGUUCAUGAGUCACUGCGGUUGGAACUCGGUGUUGGAGAGUAUAUGUGCGUCGGUGCCGAUCCUGGCUUGGCCAAUGAUGGCGGACCAACACCUGAAUGCGAGGAUGGUAGUGGAUGAGAUCGGCGUGGGUCUAAGAGUUCUCGCAAACAAUGGUUCAUCAGUUCGAGGUUUCGUGGACUCAGAGAUGAUAGAGAAGAUGGUGAAGGAAUUAAUAGGGGGAGAAGACGGAGAGAGGGUGAGGAAGAAGGUGAAAGAGAUGCAGAAAACAGCUAGAAUGGCCAUGGAAGAAGGUGGGUCGUCAUGGCGCACGUUAGAUCAGCUCAUCGAUGAAACCUGCAAGAGAACGUGACUUGGCUGCAACUGGGUCUAUCGUAUCGUUGGCACGUCACGUUUCUCUCUUAAUAAAGUUGAAGCCUAAUUGGUAAGUUGUCAAACACAAUCUAAAAAUUUCAUCAGGUGCAACACUUAUUAAUAUAAGG